Messenger RNA from Acipenser ruthenus (sterlet), 1848 nucleotides. Its product is annotated as cathepsin B-like. Gene Ontology annotation, molecular function: cysteine-type endopeptidase activity. Gene Ontology annotation, biological process: regulation of catalytic activity. The transcript has 10 exons. Bases 179 to 1198 code for a protein of 339 amino acids. Gene Ontology annotation, cellular component: lysosome. Lineage: Eukaryota; Metazoa; Chordata; Actinopteri; Acipenseriformes; Acipenseridae. The record is from RefSeq and is a predicted model, not a curated record.
AGCUAUUCAUCACGCGCCCUGGGCCACAUGAUUUCUCACGUGAGCGCAUGAUCGACUGCUUGAUUUCUCACGUGAUCUCAUGAUCGACUGAGCUUUUAAUAAAGGAAAAAUCAAAACAGCAAGAGACAAAAGCAACAGAAACGGCAAGACUGUGUUGGUGUCAGUUUACAUACAAAGCAUGUGGCGUCUAGUUGCCUUGCUCUGCCUCCUCUCGGUGUUCGCCAGAGCACAUACACUGCCUCACCUCCCACCUCUGUCACAUGAGCUUGUCAACUACAUCAACAAGGCCAAUACCACCUGGAAGGCCAGACACAAUUUCCCUAAUGCUGACCUGAGCUAUGUUAAGAAGCUCUGUGGAACCUUCCUCAAUGGCCCCAAGCUUCCUGUAAUGGUGGAGUACGCUGGCGAUGUCAAACUACCCGAUAGCUUUGACCCCAGGGAGCAGUGGCCCAACUGCCCAACAAUCCAGGAGAUCCGAGACCAGGGCUCUUGUGGCUCUUGCUGGGCUUUUGGUGCUGCUGAGGCAAUCUCUGACCGCUUCUGUGUUCAGUCUAAUGGAAAGGUCAGCAUUGAGAUCUCUACAGAGGAUCUGCUCUCCUGCUGUGACACGUGUGGAAUGGGGUGUAAUGGGGGGUAUCCCUCUGCAGCCUGGAGCUUCUGGACUGAGGAAGGACUGGUGUCUGGUGGGUUAUACGACUCUCAUUUGGGUUGUCGCCCAUACUCAAUCCCUCCCUGUGAGCACCAUGUAAAUGGCUCCCGGCCCCCUUGCACUGGUGAAGAAGGAGACACCCCCAAGUGUGUGCAGCAGUGUGAGGAAGGAUACAGCCCCUCCUACAAGCAAGACAAGCAUUACGGGGUGAAGUCCUAUGGCGUGCCCCCUUUGGAGAAGCAGAUCAUGACAGAGCUCUAUAAGAAUGGACCAGUAGAGGGUGCUUUUACAGUCUAUGAGGAUUUCCUCAUGUACAAGACAGGAGUGUACCAGCAUGUGAGUGGUGAGGCUGUUGGUGGUCACGCUAUCAAGAUCCUGGGCUGGGGGGUGGAGGGAGGCACCCCGUACUGGCUAGCAGCCAAUUCCUGGAACACUGACUGGGGUGAAAACGGGUUCUUUAAGAUUCUACGUGGAGAGGAUCACUGUGGCAUCGAAUCGGACAUUGUUGCUGGCAUGCCUAAGAUCUCAUCCUCUUCCAACAGGUUUUAAACAGGAAGUCAACAGAACAUCACCCUCUGUGUGGGGGAGUAGAUUGUUCCCAAUCCUGCUGUGAGCGUGGUCUUUAAUAUAUGGCUCAGAUGCUUGUUUAGCUGAAAACUGCUUCAAAUAUUAAUGAGAAAGUAUAUAAUUCACAUUUAAGGUUUUUAAUAUAUUUUUUUUUAAUCACUAUUCUAUUCAUUUAAAAAAAAAUCACAAGUAUGAUUUACAACUGUAAUGUAAAUUGACAGAUGCUAAAAAUUGAUAGGUUGCAGUGACUUCAUGGAAGAUUAAAAUCUUAAAUGUAACACUAUUGUGUAAGUUGAGCUGUGAACAGGAUCAGUAGUAGAUCGAUCAAUCAACCAGAGAAAUGCAUGAGGUGGUCUAGAGCAGAUUUUUUUUUUUUUAAGUGCUUCCACAUUAUGAUCAGUUAUUGUAAAUGUUAUGUAUUGACCCAGUCGAUCAACUUGAGUGUGAAAAUAUCAGAAUCGGUGAGGGCACCUGACAUGGAGAUGCUACUGAUGCUAGUUUUACUGUAGUAAACUAAAUUAAAUUUGAAAAAAAAAAGUUUUAAUGUAAAAGGAUGUUCUUCUCUGGAUUUUAGCCAGACUGGAUUAUGUUUUAAAUUCAGUUUGUUUCUUUUAAUAAAGAUUUUCUGUUAA